This is a messenger RNA of Rangifer tarandus platyrhynchus (Svalbard reindeer), 288 nucleotides long. Lineage: Eukaryota; Metazoa; Chordata; Mammalia; Artiodactyla; Cervidae. The record is from the annotation of a GenBank genome assembly.
AUGGAACAAGUCAUGCUGACUGCGGGGUCAGCGGCUUUACCAGAAGGGUCCCCGGGGGAUGGGCAGGACACCGCCUCAAAGGCUAGAGCGGACCGGGGGAUGGCACAGGACCAGCGUGGGAACACCACCCUCCUUACAUCGCAGAGGACGCGGGAGCUUCCCUUCCCACUGGGGGAAACAGAGCAAGACGCUGUGGUCCAGUCCAUCCCCGCCACCACCUCCCCCACUUCCUCCGCCCGCCUCCUGCCCCUGGAGAAGUUUAGUCAAAGUGUCGGUUUAAUCAGAUAA